This is a messenger RNA of Macadamia integrifolia, 2058 nucleotides long. RefSeq names its product transcription factor ICE1. NCBI's taxonomy places the organism in Eukaryota, Viridiplantae, Streptophyta, Magnoliopsida, Proteales, Proteaceae. The transcript has 4 exons. Gene Ontology annotation, molecular function: sequence-specific DNA binding; protein dimerization activity; DNA-binding transcription factor activity. The coding region runs from base 158 to 1822 and encodes 554 amino acids. Gene Ontology annotation, cellular component: nucleus. The record is from RefSeq and is a predicted model, not a curated record. Gene Ontology annotation, biological process: regulation of DNA-templated transcription.
CAAAGUUAUAUAGAUACUCAUCUCUUGGAAUGGUGAUCUAAAAAGCUAUUUCCCUUUACGCUCUGGAACUUGUACCUUUGCUUGCCGAUCCCCUUUCCUCUACUUCUCUGUGCAGUUCACCCCGAGGAGCCCAGAAAAGAAAAGCAGGGGGGGAAAAAUGAUGUCCAGGCUUAAUGGUGCAGUGUGGAUGGAAGAAGAAGGGGAGGAAGAGGAAGAAGACGCGGUUUCUUGGACUAGGAACAACGGUGGUUGUGGUGGAGGAGGAGGAGGAGGGGAAAAUAAGGACGAGUUGGGUUCUCUAUCUACGUACAAAUCGAUGCUUGAAGAAGACUGGUAUGUGCACGGUGGAGGGAACCCGUCUCACUCUCACCAUGACUUCCAAAGCAUCCAAAAUCACCAAGAUUUUAAAGAUAUAGCCUUCUCUUCAAACGCCGCUGCAGCUGAUAAUCUGCUGUUGCAGUCAGUGGAUUCCUCGUCUUCGUGCUCUCCGUCGCCCUCCGUGUUUAAUCUCGACCCAUCUCAAUUACAGUCCUUCUUGCCUCCGAAAUCUUGCCUGUCUUCGCUCCUUAAUGUUGUUUGUAGUAACCCUUUUGAGAGCGGUUUCGAUUUGGGCUGUGACUCCGGGUUUCUCGCGCCUUUGCAUGGGAACCAGAACACAAACUCCACUGCUUUAAUGAACAAUGGAGGUGGGGUUUUGACUGACUUCACUGGUUUGAACUCCGAAGCUCAGAUGGGCAUUCCCGAUCUGAGCUCCAAUUCACAAUUCUCAUCCAAUCGUUUGCUCCCGAUGGCCAACAACACCAGCUCUGUCGGCACCGGUUUCCGACCGUCCGGUUUUGGAGGUUUCGAGGGUUCUGGAAAUCUGCUGUUCCAGAACAGGUCUAAGGUGUUGAGACCUCUCGAAAUUUUCCCUCCUGUCGGGGCUCAGCCCACUCUCUUUCAGAAGAGAGCGGCUCUGCGCCAGAAUUCUGCUAACAACGCUGGUAAUAUGGGUUUUCUGGGUUCAGAAGGACAUAGAGGGAAGAGAGAAUUGAACGAAGAUAAGGAGAAGGGGAGGAAGAACAACAACGAAGAGUAUGAAAUGGAGGAGGCAAGCAUCGACGGGUCCGGUUUGAAUUAUGAUUCUGACGAAGCUACGGAGAACAACAACAACAAGGAGCAGGAGAACGCAAAGAAUGGUGGAAACAAUUCGAAUGCAAAUAGCACUGUUACUGGAACUGAUCAAAAGGGGAAGAAGAAGGGGCUCCCAGCGAAAAAUUUGAUGGCCGAGAGGCGACGCAGGAAGAAACUCAAUGAUAGGCUUUACAUGCUGAGGUCGGUUGUUCCAAAGAUUAGCAAGAUGGAUAGAGCUUCAAUCCUCGGUGAUGCAAUAGAGUACUUGAAGGAACUGCUGCAAAGGAUCAAUGACCUCCACAAUGAACUAGAGUCGACCACGCCUGGCUCUUCACUUCCGUCUUCUACAGCAACCUUCCUCCCAUUAACUCCCACCCCUCCUACACUUCCUUGCCGUGUCAAGGAGGAACUCUGCCCGAGCUCAUUGCCAAGCCCAAAUAACCAACCUGCAAGGGUUGAAGUCAGGGUAAGAGAAGGGAGAGCUGUAAACAUUCACAUGUUUUGUGCCCGAAGACCAGGUCUCUUGCUCUCCACAAUGAAGGCACUUGAUAGGCUUGGACUGGACAUCCAGCAGGCUGUCAUCAGCUGUUUUAAUGGGUUUGCUCUGGAUGUCUUCCGAGCUGAACAAUGCAAGGAAGGCCCAGAUGUGCUACCUGAUGAUAUCAAGGCGGUUCUUUUGGAUUCUGCGGGCUUCCAUGGUAUGAUGUAGUUUGUUCAACAGAUGUAGUUCAUGAACAGUCAGAGAGUUGCAGGAAAAGCACUUCAUGUAGUUGUUCUCAAAGUGAUCUGCCAAUGCGUUUACUAAGCCAUUUCUAGUAUAACGCCAAUGUUUAAAUGGGGCUUAGUGAUUAGUCUGUCAUUGGUUUUUUCCUUUAGCAGGCAUUGCAGCAAAGAACACAUUGUUUACUGCAAUUUUAGUGUUUAAUAAAACCUCCUUUAGAAUUA